Molecule: messenger RNA, 3730 nt
Organism: Entelurus aequoreus (snake pipefish)
Lineage: Eukaryota; Metazoa; Chordata; Actinopteri; Syngnathiformes; Syngnathidae
Product: ankyrin repeat domain-containing protein 34A
Exons: 2
Coding region: 143-1723 (526 amino acids)
Molecular function (GO): protein binding
Source: RefSeq, a predicted model, not a curated record
AGCGGAGGUGGGAGAGCGGGGUCGAUGCGUCAGUCGAUGCUGCUGCUGAUGAUGAUGAUGAUGGUGAAGAAGAAGAUGAAGAUUGCGCUGCUCGGCGGUCCCUUGACAUCUUGAGAAGAGCUCCUGUUGGGGGGGAGGGGAAAUGGGAGACGGGGGCCCCCUCCAGGCGGAAGGCAACGCCCUCCUCAAAGCCGUCUUCCAGGGCAAGCUGAGGCUAACCCGCCUGCUGCUGGAAGGCGGCGCCUACAUCAAUGAGGGCAAUGAGCUCGGCGAAACCCCCGUCUCAGUCGCCUGCUUGGCAAACUACGAGGAUCCCCAGACGCGGCACAGGAUGGUGCGCUACCUGCUGGAGCAAGGCGCCGAUCCCAACAUCCCCGACAAGAGCGGGAGGACGGCCCUGAUGCACGCCUGCGCCAAGCCAGCCGGUAAGGAGGUGGUCUCGCUCCUGCUGCAAAACGGGGCAGACCCCAGCCUCAAAGACUAUUCGGGAAGCUCCGCUCUCAUGCACGCCCUCAACAGGGGCGACCGUGACACGCUGCAGAUCCUGUUGGACUUCUGCAGGGCCAAAGGCAAGGAGGUCAUCAUCAUCACAACGGACACAUCUCCGUCCGGGACCAAAAAGACAAAGCAGUACCUCAACUCUCCUCCGUCUCCGGGCGUCGCCGACAAGUCAUCCCCGGCCUGCAUGUCGCCGUCGGAGGUGGAGAUCGCCACCUCGUCGCCGGCAGAAGACGGGAUGUUCAGCUUUGCCGUGGCCUCCGCAUUGCCCCUGACCUCCUCCGCCCGGCCCCACGGGGACAAGCGGCCGCCCCCCCGCAAGCUGCUCAAGAGGCUGAACUCGGAGCCGUGGGGCCUGGUGGCGCCCUCGGUGUCGUGCGCGGUCAACCAGGAGGGCGCGAGGGGGCGCCUGGAUGAGGAGGAGGGCAGCUGCGACCUGAGCAGAGCACUGAUAGAAAUGAACGGGCUGCGCCUCGCCGAGUCGGCGAGACCCCUGUUGUCACGGCGACACAGCAUCGAGACUCACGACCCUUGCUCGGUCAAAGUCGUGGACCAGACCUCCUUCGAAGACUGCGCUGCGCCGUCCUGGGAUGACCAGGUCCAUCAGCACCAAGUCCUAUUCUGCAGGAACACGGCGCCAGAGUCCCAGGAAAAGACCGGACCACCUAGCGUCGGGGCCGCACAGUUCCUGCCUCACCCCAAACUCCCCCGUGUUGAGCACUCGGAGUCAGACAACCACCUGAGUCCAGAAUCCAUCCCGGGGUCCCCUGACUCCGGGCGGGUGUCUGUGGAGCGCAGGAGGUACAACGCUUCCCCUCUGUCCUUAGUCACCAGUUCCUCUCGAGAGUCUCUAGAAAACAUCCCCAACUCUGUGUCUCCCAUCAGCGUGCGCCGACGCACCCCCGGGCUCCUGGAGCGCCGUGGCUCCGGCACCCUACUCCUGGACCACAUAUCGCACACAAGGCCCGGUUUCCUGCCGCCGCUCAACAUCAACCUCCAUAGACCCAUCCCAGACAUCCGGCCCGGCAGCAAACCACCCUCUCCGGUCCACGGCGGACACAAGAUCCUGAUUCCCGUGGCCCCGGCCUCGCCAAAACGGGGUCCAGACUUCAAGACCAAGAAGAAGCUGCUGAGAAGACACUCCAUGCAGACGGAGCAGAUGAAGCAGCUCUCCACCUUCCAGGAGAUUCUGGCUGAGAAGGUCAUAGAGUCCAAUGGAGACUGAAGCCAAAUGUUUUGAUUCUGUGCCAACAACAAACUUUUGGACCAACACUUUUUGGACAUGCGCCUAUUUUUACAUGUUUGGUCAUUGAAAUGACUUAUUGCAGUACUUGGUACUACGUUUACGUAUCUUAGCAAAUUGACUGAUUGCAGUACUUGGUACUACGUUUACGUAUCUUAGCAAAUUGACUGAUUGCAGUACUUGGUACUACGUUUACGUAUUUUAGCAAAUUGACUGAUUGCAGUACUUGGUUCUACAAAUACGUAUUUUAGCAAAUUGACUGACUGCAGUUCUUGGUACUACGUUCACGUAUUUUAGCAAAAUUAAUUUCAGUACUUAGUAGUACGUUUACCCAUUUUAGUAAAUUGACUGAUUUCAAUACUUAGUACGUUUAUGUAUUUGAGCAAAUCGACUGAUUAUAGUAAUUGGUACUACGUUUACCUAUCUUUGCAAAUUGACUGAUUGCAGUACUUGGUACUACAUUUACAGAUUUUAGCAAAUUGAUUUCAGUACUAGGUACCACGUUUACCUAUCUUAGCAAAUUGACUGAUUGCAGUACCUGGUACAACAUUGACUUGUUUGAGCAAAUUGACUGAUUUCAGUACUUGGUACUGCAUUUACGUAUUCUAGCAAAUUUACUGAUUUUAUUACUUGGUACUACGUUUACGUAUCUUAGCAAAUUGACUGACUGCAGUACUUGGUACUACGUUUACGUAUUUAGCAAAUUGAGUGCUGUACUUGGUACUACGUUUACGCAUUUUAGCAAAUUGACUGAUUUCAGUACUUGGUACUACGUUUACGUAUUUGAGCAAAUUGAGUGCUGUACUUGGUACUACGUUUACGUAUCUUAGCAAAUUGACUGAUUGCAGUACAUGGUACUACGUUUACGUAGCUUAGCAAAUUGACUGAUUUCAGUCUACUUCAGUACUAUGUUUACAUUUCUUAGCAAAUUGAUUUCAGUACUUCGUACUACGUUUACGUAUUUCAGCACAUUGAUUUCUGUAGAUGGUACUACCUUUACGUAUCUUAGCGAAUUGACUGACUUCAGUACUUGGUCCCAAGUUUACAUAUUUUAGCAAAAUUGAUUUAAGUACUUGGUACUACGUUUACGCAUUUUACCAAAUUGAUUGAUUGCAGUACUUGGUACUAUGUUUCGGUAUUUGCGCAAAUUGACUGAUUGCAGUACUUGGUAUUACGUUUACACAUUUGACCAAAUUAACUGAUCGCAGUACUUGGUACUAGGUUUACGCAUUUUAGCAAAUUGAUUUCAGUACUUGGUACUAAGCCUACGUAUUUUAGCAAAUUGACUAAAUUCAGUACUUGGUACUACGUUUACGUAUUUUAGCAAAUUGACUGAUUUCAGUACUUGGUACUACGUUUACAUAUCCUAGCAAAUCGACUGCAGUACUUGGUACUAUGUUUCCGUAUCUUAGCAAAUUGAUUGCAGUACUUGGUAUUACAUUUAUGUAUCUUAGCAAAUUGACCGAUUGCAGUAUUUGGUACUACGUUUACAUAUUUGAGCAAAUUGAAUGAUUGCAGUAAUUGGUAUUUCGUCAACGUAUUUGAGCAAAUUCACUGAUUGAAGUACUUGAUAGUUGAUACUACCUUCACUUAUUUUAGCAAAUUGACGCAUUGCAGUACUUGAUAUUACAUUGAAGAUCUUUAGCAAACUGACUAAUUUCAGUGCAUUAUACUACAAACUGACAGAUUGCAGCACUUGGUACUAUGUUUACAUAUCUUUAGCAAACAGACUGAUUGCAGUACAUUGUACUAAGUUAACGUAUUUUAGCAAACAGACAGAUUGCAGUAAAAUGUACUACGUUAACAUAUUUUACCGAAAAGAUUGAUUCUAGUACUUUGUACUAUGUUAAAGAUCUUUAGCAAGCUGACUGAUUGCAGUACCAAGUUUACAUAUUUUAGCAAACAGACUGAUUGCAGUCGUUGAAACUAUGUUAACGUAUCUUUGUCAGACUGCUUGCAGUACUUUGUACUAUGUUAAAAAGCUUUAAC